Brassica oleracea var. oleracea is the source of this 1994-nucleotide messenger RNA. Its product is annotated as ATP-dependent 6-phosphofructokinase 7-like. Bases 349 to 1821 code for a protein of 490 amino acids. Lineage: Eukaryota; Viridiplantae; Streptophyta; Magnoliopsida; Brassicales; Brassicaceae. Gene Ontology annotation, molecular function: 6-phosphofructokinase activity; ATP binding. The transcript is spliced from 9 exons. Gene Ontology annotation, cellular component: cytoplasm. The record is from RefSeq and is a predicted model, not a curated record. Gene Ontology annotation, biological process: fructose 6-phosphate metabolic process; glycolytic process.
UUCAAUAAAUGGAAAGUAACAAUGAAUUAUUAUACUUGUUGUAGAAGAAUCGCCACCUUUCACAUUUAUGAUACACACGAGAAUACUCUUCCCAAUUGCAUAUACAUACCCCAUAUGUAAUAUGUUUUUUGUAUUCUCUUGUAAGAUCCUUUGAUGCCCACCACCUGUUUGAUCAAAUUCCCCUAAAAGCGAAAAAAGCUCUUCUCUCACUCUCUUGCCUCUUUUGAUUUGUAUAAAAAUGGGUUGCCUUUUGUUGGACUGACGGUUUUUCCUCCUUCUCCAUUCAAAAGUAGUCUCUUCUGUCAUAUUCGUGGAGAGACAGAGAGUUUGUCUGAUUUGAUUGUCGUUAUGACUAGUCCGAAGAGAAACAAGGCGAAGAUCGUCAAUGGUCCUGGUGGUUAUAUACUACAUGACGUUCCUCAUCUCAUUGAUUAUCUUCCUGAUCUUCCUACAUAUCCGAAUCCAUUACAAGACAAUCCAGCUUACUCAGUUGUUAAGCAAUACUUUGUUGAUGCAGAUGAUAGUGUUCCUGAGAAGAUUGUAGUGCACAAGGAUGGUCCAAGAGGAAUCCAUUUCAGACGCGCCGGUCCACGCCAAAAGGUUUACUUCGACUCCGACGAAGUCCACGCUUGCAUUGUCACAUGUGGAGGUCUAUGUCCCGGUCUCAACACCGUCAUCAGAGAAAUCGUCAGCAGCUUAUCAUGCAUGUACGGUGUAAACAGAAUCCUCGGAAUCGAUGGUGGAUACAGAGGAUUCUACGCCAAGAACACUAUCCCCUUAGACUCCAAAGUCGUCAACGACAUCCACAAACGCGGAGGAACAAUCCUCGGGACCUCUCGAGGUGGACAUGAUACCGCGAAGAUAGUUGAUAGCAUCCAAGACCGAGGAAUCAAUCAGGUUUACAUUAUUGGCGGAGACGGAACACAGAGAGGAGCUUCAGUAAUCUUUGAGGAGAUUAGAAGGCGAGGACUCAAAGUUGCUGUGGUUGGAAUCCCGAAGACAAUCGAUAACGAUAUACCGGUGAUAGAUAGAUCUUUUGGGUUUGAUACUGCCGUGGAGGAAGCUCAGAGAGCUAUCAACGCAGCACAUGUUGAAGCCGAGAGUAAUGAGAAUGGUAUCGGUUUUGUUAAGCUUAUGGGUCGUUACAGUGGAUUCAUAGCGAUGUAUGCUACAUUAGCAAGCAGAGAUGUGGAUUGCUGUUUGAUUCCGGAGUCACCGUUUUACCUUGAAGGAGAAGGUGGACUGUUGGAGUUUAUAGAGAGACGGCUUAAGGAGAAUGGUCACAUGGUGAUUGUUCUUGCUGAAGGAGCGGGACAAGACUUGAUGUCCAAAAGCAUGGAGUCUAAUACUCUUGAGGAUGCGUCUGGUAACAAGCUUCUUAAAGAUGUUGGCUUGUGGCUAUCACAAAGCAUCAAGGAUCAUUUUAAGAAGAAUAAUAUGGUGAUGAAUCUCAAAUACAUAGAUCCUACAUACAUGAUUCGGGCUGUUCCAAGCAAUGCAUCAGACAAUGUUUACUGUACACUUCUUGCUCAAAGUGCGGUUCACGGUGCAAUGGCUGGAUACACUGGCUACACAAGUGGUCUUGUCAAUGGAAGACAGACAUACAUCCCUUACUACAGAAUAACAGAGAAACAGAACCAUGUGGUGAUUACUGAUAGAAUGUGGGCAAGGCUGUUGUCUUCUACAAAUCAGCCAAGCUUCUUGGGCACUAAGGAUAUACCUGAGGAGAAGAAAGAGCUUCCGGUGACGCCACUUCCUGACGGCGAAAAGUGUGACGCAGUUGUGGAUAUUCCUCCGGUGACUAAAGAGGUCACCAAGUGAAAGUAAAAAAAGCUUUCAGGUAUAUAUAUAUUCAGGCCUUUCUGGAAACGAAAGUGAAAUGAUUAUUUCUUGCGACGGUUUUGCUCCAGUAGGAAACACAACUUUUUUGUUUCUUUUAGAUGUUUAGUUUUGUAACAUCUUUUUGCACCUUUCAUAUCUUAUGGUUAUGAAGG